Aspergillus welwitschiae is the source of this 1509-nucleotide messenger RNA. RefSeq names its product aminotransferase-like domain-containing protein. Bases 1 to 1509 code for a protein of 502 amino acids. The transcript is spliced from 5 exons. Lineage: Eukaryota; Fungi; Ascomycota; Eurotiomycetes; Eurotiales; Aspergillaceae. Gene Ontology annotation, biological process: aromatic amino acid catabolic process; L-tyrosine biosynthetic process. The record is from RefSeq and is a predicted model, not a curated record. Gene Ontology annotation, molecular function: aromatic-amino-acid:2-oxoglutarate transaminase activity; pyridoxal phosphate binding; L-2-aminoadipate:2-oxoglutarate transaminase activity.
AUGGCCCAAUCCCAAUUCACGAAUGGCCUCCCCACAGCUGUUGACUUGGGCCACCAUAUCAAUUCGAAAUCCCGGGCCCGACACCCAAGCCCCUUGAAGGACAUUAUCCAGUUCAUGGCCGUUGAUGACAUGGUCAGCUUGGCCGGAGGCCUUCCACAUCCUUCCUUCUUUCCAUUCAAGACAGCCACCGUGACAGCAUCACCCCCGACAGCGGGGGAAAGUCCCUGCUUGCUCGAACUACCCCUAGAUGGUUUCUUGCAGUAUGGGUCGGGAACUGGUAACGCACAACUGCGCGCCUGGUGCGGGGAGUUUACCCAGCGCGUGCAUCGGCCAGCCUAUGCCGACUGGAACGUGUUACUUCACCCCGGAAAUACCAACGCAUGGAGUAAAGUGGUCAGCCUGUUGUGUGAGACAGACGACUACAUAUUGUGUGAGACUUACACCUAUCCAUCAGCACAGGCCUUCUGGAUCCCCCUGGGCAUCAAAGCGGCCCCGGUUGCUUCAGAUGCAGAAGGCAUGCGUGCUGAUACUCUCGCUCAAACAUUGCGCGAUUGGGAAGAUAGUUACCCCGGCACCCGGCGGCCGCGUGUGCUGUAUCUUGUCAGUGUCGGCUCUAACCCAUCGGGCGUCACGAUGAGUACAAAGCGACGACGAGAUGUUUACGAUGUGUGUAUUGAAUACGAUGUCAUCAUUGUGGAGGACGAUCCGUACUUCUUCCUCCAGUACCCGGAAUACGAUGCCGGUGACUCGGUCACGGAAGGCCCAGAAUUCGUCGGCAGCGAUGAGUUCCUAAGGUCCUUGACACCGUCAAUGCUCCAAUUUGACCACCAGGGCCGUGUAAUCCGGCUGGAGUCUUUUAGUAAAACGCUGGCACCAGGUCUGCGGCUCGGUUACUUUGUCGCAAAUCCAUUGUUUACUGAACGACUGCUGCGUGCGACCGAGGUUGAGACGCAGGACCCAUCUGGCCUAUCACAAGCACUUACCCUCCGCCUCUUGCAAAGCUGGGGUAUCGACGGCUAUCUUGGAUGGCUGCAGGGGCUGGGCGUUGAGUACUGUCGCCGACGCGACUGGAUGAUAGACGCCUUUUCGCAGCAUUUUCGCGUCGGUUACGCGGCGAAGGCAACCGGAACCCUUGUCGCCCAUCUCGGCGACGUCCCUAUUUUCUCCUUUGUACCACCCACGGGGGGUAUGUUUAUAUGGGCAUGCUUUAAUCUGGCCCAGAAUCCUGCCUUCGAGGAGCUACGGCAUGAUGAGAAGGUAGUUGAUCCGGAGCAGGUGAUGGCCGACCGGCUUUGGCGGCAGUUCGCCGAGGCCAAGGUUCUCUUAACCCCAGGGUCAUAUUAUCAUCCCUGGCAGGGGCCGGACAAGGUUACAACAAAUGCGCGCGGAGCUACACCCUUGACGACCUACUUUCGGUUUUCCUUCUCCAUGACGACGCAGGAGGAGAUGGAACGUGGUAUUGCACGAAUGGCUCAAGUGAUACGGGCGUCGUGGAAGCUGGAGCAGUAG